This is a messenger RNA of Gambusia affinis (western mosquitofish), 976 nucleotides long. It is a transcript of the gene nubp2, whose product is annotated as nucleotide binding protein 2 (MinD homolog, E. coli). Gene Ontology annotation, cellular component: cytosol. The record is from RefSeq and is a predicted model, not a curated record. Bases 94 to 900 code for a protein of 268 amino acids. The transcript has 7 exons. NCBI's taxonomy places the organism in Eukaryota, Metazoa, Chordata, Actinopteri, Cyprinodontiformes, Poeciliidae. Gene Ontology annotation, biological process: iron-sulfur cluster assembly. Gene Ontology annotation, molecular function: 4 iron, 4 sulfur cluster binding; ATP-dependent FeS chaperone activity; ATP binding.
CAUCUGCUGCAUGUGAUUGGUGCGUGACGACAACGGAAGUUAUUGUUGUUUUUCUGCCGACUGUGAGCGUGUUUUAGCUCCAUCAUCUGAAGAAUGGACCAGAAUAAUGAGGGGAGUUUGGCCCAGGUUCGCCAUGUUGUUUUGGUUCUGUCGGGAAAAGGAGGUGUUGGGAAGAGCACCAUCACCACAGAGUUAGCUUUGGCUCUGAGGCAUGCAGGCAAAAAGGUUGGGAUUCUUGACGUUGACCUCUGUGGGCCGAGUAUCCCCCGCAUGCUGAGCGUCGGCCGACCAGAGGUGCAUCAGUGCGACUCCGGAUGGGUCCCAGUUUACACAGACGCUCAGAAGAGUCUGGCUCUGAUGUCCAUCGGGUUCCUGAUGGAAGACCCGGAUGAAGCCGUGGUGUGGAGAGGCCCGAAGAAAACCGCUCUGAUUGGCCAGUUUGUGUCGGACGUAGCGUGGGGGGAGCUGGACGUGCUGCUGGUCGACACGCCGCCGGGGACGUCGGACGAACAUUUGGCCGUGCUGGAAAACCUUAAAAAGCAUAAAGUGGACGGAGCCGUUUUGGUCACCACUCCUCAGGCCGUGUCUACGGGGGAUGUGAGGAGAGAAAUCACUUUCUGUAAGAAAACCGGAGUUCGGAUCCUGGGAAUUGUAGAAAACAUGAGCGGCUUUGUUUGCCCUCACUGCUCCGAAUGCAGCAACAUCUUCUCAAAGGGUGGCGGUGAAGAACUGGCCAAACUGACCGGAUCCGUGUUUCUAGGUUCGGUACCGUUGGACCCGCUCCUCAGCGCCAGCAUAGAGGAAGGCAAAGACUUUGCUCAGUCAUUUCCUGACAGCUCCACAUUCAGCGCCAUCAGCACAAUUUCUCAAACGUUACUCCACAGCCUGCAGACAGACUGAUUUCUUCCUGAAUUCAGUUAUUUGUAUCUUUGUACACAUUUCUCUUGUAUAUUUGACAUAAAUAUUGGUCUCAUAA